Molecule: messenger RNA, 749 nt
Organism: Cydia splendana
Lineage: Eukaryota; Metazoa; Arthropoda; Insecta; Lepidoptera; Tortricidae
Exons: 4
Coding region: 139-606 (155 amino acids)
Source: RefSeq, a predicted model, not a curated record
UAGCCACUUUGAACUAUUUAUUUUCAAUACUGCAACCACACAGAGUACUCAGUCAUACGUGUUACUAACUUACCGAUAGAGGCCAUAUCGUUUACAAUAUUUGGAGUUUGAGAGUGUGAUAAUAUUAAUCAGAAAAAAAUGAAAGUUCUUUUAAAACAUAUCAAGAUCCUACUUCUAAUAAUAACGUGUUGUUUGCUCCGCUCCGCAUACAGUGUUUCUCUUUUUGGUGUCGAUUUAACAGGACCAGUAAAAAUUGUGAAAACUGGAAUCGGACAAAUAACGAAACCACUACACCCACCUUCAACAAUACAACCUACACUGCAAUCUUCAACAAAUAAGUUAACGCAGGAAAACAACUUCUCUACCCGCAAGCCAAUCAAAGAUGACCCUCAGAAACCUGACCCUAAUAACCCUCAGAAAAUUACCAGACCCGUAGAAUCUAGUCAGAACAGUGGGUCAAAACUGGAGUCCGAUUUGGACACACUUGGUUGGUCGGAAACAGGCGUUGAUUACACUACUGAGACUGAUAAUGAGACAACAACUGAUAUAAACAGCAUCGGAGGUCCCCCGCCCGCGGUGCUAGCCUCGCUUCUUGGCAGUGGUUGAACAUGGGUACACUAAUAUUAUUCAGUCUAAACAUAAAACUUCUAUCAUAGGAACUUUUAUUUAAUAUUUAUUCUAAGGGUUAUUUACAUUACAUUACACAGUCUGAAAAUAGAUUGUAAUGAAAUCCUAUUUCGUUUGCUUUU